CCCUCCCUCCCUCCCGCUCUCCCUUUCCCUCUCCCUCUCCCUCUCUCUCUCCGUGGGAGAAGGAAAUGGGUGCACUGGACUACCUCUCCAACUUUUGCAGUGUUACUGAAACAAGGAGAUCACUGAGAAAGAAAAGAAAGCCUCUGCAGACUGUGGAGCUGAAGGUGAAAAUGGAUUGUGAUGGCUGUGAAAGGAGAGUGAAGCAUGCUGUUACCUCAUUAAAAGGUGUGACAAUGGUUGAUGUGAACCGAAAGCAGAGCAGGGUGACCGUGACCGGCCAUGUGGAGCCAAAGAAGGUCCUGAACAAGGUGAAGAGCACCGGGAAGAGGGUGGAAUUCUGGCCUUACGUCCCUUACAAUCUGGUCUACUACCCUUACGCAGCUCAGGCGUACGACAAGAGGGCCCCCUCCGGGUUUGUCCGCAAUGUGGACCAAGCCGUGCCGAGCCCCGGUGCACCUGAGGAGCAGUUCUCAUCACUCUUCAGCGAUGACAACCCAAACGCCUGCUCUAUUAUGUGAGGGAAAAUAGUAGGCGUGGUCUUUUUUGAACUUGUUUUUUAGGUCAUCUGGGGGUGAUGGAGAGGUUUUGUGAUGAAUGGUGCGUGUUAUGGUAGAAAGGGAGAAGCUAUUAGUUCUUAAUGCAGGGAUUUUCGGUGUAUAUUUUGCUCGUUUCUUCGAAGUGAAAAGCUUUUAUUCGCUGCCGGAGUGUGGUUCAUUUGUU
Messenger RNA from Phoenix dactylifera (date palm), 720 nucleotides. RefSeq names its product heavy metal-associated isoprenylated plant protein 21-like. The record is from RefSeq and is a predicted model, not a curated record. Gene Ontology annotation, molecular function: metal ion binding. NCBI's taxonomy places the organism in Eukaryota, Viridiplantae, Streptophyta, Magnoliopsida, Arecales, Arecaceae.